Cimex lectularius (bed bug) is the source of this 1064-nucleotide messenger RNA. RefSeq names its product chymotrypsin-like serine proteinase. The record is from RefSeq and is a predicted model, not a curated record. NCBI's taxonomy places the organism in Eukaryota, Metazoa, Arthropoda, Insecta, Hemiptera, Cimicidae. Gene Ontology annotation, biological process: proteolysis. Gene Ontology annotation, molecular function: serine-type endopeptidase activity. The transcript has a single exon. The coding region runs from base 34 to 972 and encodes 312 amino acids.
UUAAGGUACGACACAUAAUAACGUUCAAUAACCAUGUCUAAAUUAUAUUUCAAAAUUUUUGUGUUUAUUCUUACAAUUACACUUCCAUCCAAUUUUACUAGUGCAGAAUAUGGGAAAAUUAAAGGAGGAAGAGCUGCUAAAGCUGGAGAAUUUCCCUUUAUCGGUCAUAUAACAUUCCAGACUGAAAAUAACAUGGGGAACGUAUGUGGAUGCUCGUUAGUAACCACGUCAAAAGUUGUUACUGCGGGUCAUUGUGUAAUGGAAUGGGUCAACGGCCAAAGAAAAAUCCACGACGUUAAAACAGGAUUGGUAUUUUUUGGUACGUUAUAUCUCAUGUCGGAUGAUGGUCAACAAUCAGCCGUUGAGUCGGUGAAGUAUCCGAAGGAAAUAAGAAAGAAAAAAUUAGGUGGUGUUAUGCACGAUUAUGCCACCGCCACUCUUGUUACGCCUUUAAAAAUUACCGACACAGUACAGCUGAUGAAAGUUUAUUCCACAGACAAGACAGAGUUUAAACACGGUUGGGAUGAGAUGGUGGCAUCGGAGGCUCCGUGCGUAAUUAUUGGGUGGGGAGCAACCGACUUCAAACUCGUCAAUAAAACGACGUUAGUAUCCUCGGGUGUCAAUAAAUUCUUGAAAACUACCUUGGUUCAUACGUGGGAUGAGGAGAGAUGUGCAAGGUUUGCAGGCCCGCCGCAAGAUAACAUGUUGGCAUUUGGAGAAAUUUGCCUUUUGGGUGUUACUCACGGCGAAACUACACUUCCAGGAGAUUCCGGAGGUCCGUUGAUGUGCGGUGACUACGUCUGGGCUGUGUGUUCGUCAAUGUUCGUUGAUGCCAGUGGAACAAAACCAUUUCAUUUUCUUUUACAUUGGCAUUAUUUGAACGAAUAUCUGUACCCAAUGGGUUCUUCGGGCUCAACAAUUCGUCCAGAAAUUUCAAUUCCUCUGUUUUUCAUAAUUUUGUUCUUGAGAUAAAAAUUGUCAGUACAAGUAGAUAAAAUAACAAAGCGACUCUACUAAAUCACCUAAAUAAACUAUUACAACUACUUCUCAAUUCAAUGCGUUAA